GUAGGGUGUUGUUUUCAGCUUUUCUCUCAAUUGUCCGCUUCAGGCCGGCCGUCUGACGCGAGGCGGUGGAGCGAGCAUGUUUUUUAUUCUGAGGAGAGGGAGAGAAAGCAGCUGAAGUUACGGUCGGGCUGAGCGAAGGACGUUUCUUAAUUGAUCAGAGUCGUGCAUUCAAAUGGAAGAAGAUUACAUUGUCAGAAUUCGUGGGCUUCCAUGGUCCUGCACUGCAGAUGAAGUGUUGCGAUUCUUUUCAGAUUGCAAAAUAUUAAAUGGAACUGCUGGGAUUCAUUUCACUUAUUUGAGAGAAGGCCGUCCAAGUGGAGAAGCUUACAUUCAGCUAGAAUCUAAGGAUGAUAUAAAAUGUGCCCUUGCAAAAGAUCGAGAAAGCAUGGGGCAUAGAUACAUUGAAGUCUUUGAGACUAAAGCCACCGAAAUGGACUGGGUGCUAAAGCACGUUAACCCAAGUCAGACAGAAUCAACAAGUGAUGGAACUGUACGCCUUAGAGGCUUACCAUUUGGAUGCAGCAAAGAGGAAAUUUUACAGUUUUUUACGGGGUUGGAAAUCGUGCCAAAUGGGAUAACAUUGCCGGUGGACUACCAGGGGAGAAGCACGGGGGAAGCCUUCGUGCAGUUUGCAUCAAAGGAGAUAGCUGAAAAAGCACUGGGGAAACACAAGGAAAGAAUAGGGCACAGGUAUAUUGAAAUCUUCAGAAGCAGUAGAGGGGAGAUUCGAACUUAUCAGGAUCCUCCAAGAAGGUUUAUGGGACAACGUCCAGGGCCCUAUGACCGACCAAUGGGUGGAAGAAGUGGCUAUGGUGGUCCAGGUCCGAUGAGAGGAGACAUGUAUGACCGUACACGGCGGGGCUCUGUAUAUGGUGGUGGUUAUGGCAAUUUUGAGGACUAUGGUUAUAAUGAUGGUUAUGCUUAUGGCUAUGGUUAUGGACGUGAUGGAUUUGGACACAAUAUGAGAGGAGUUGGAAUGAUGGAUAGAGGGAUGGGUAACCGUGGUUAUGGUGGAGCAGGAGAUGCCAGCCCACUUUAUCAGAAUGGUGCAGGUCAUUAUGUACACAUGAGAGGAUUACCAUUUAGAGCUACAGAAAGUGAUGUUGCUGAUUUCUUUUCACCACUGAUUCCUGUAAAGAUCAACUUUGAAUAUGGCUCAGAUGGGCGCCUGACUGGAGAAGCUGAUGUUGAGUUUGCUACUCAUGAAGAUGCUGUUGCAGCCAUGUCUAAAGACAAAGCACAUAUGCAGCAUCGAUAUAUUGAGCUUUUCCUCGACUCCACUGCCAAUAUGGGAAGUGGCUUUGGUGGCUAUGGAGCACAUAGAAUGGGUGAUAUGGGUAUGGAUCAAUAUGGAGGUAAUCAAGGAGGCUAUGGGCAUAAUGAUCAGGGUAUGGGAAAUAGCUAUGGCAACAUGGGAAAUAAUUAUGCGGGCUAUGGAAAUUCUGCAAAUGCACGUGGAUAUGGCUAUGGUGCUGUGGCAGGAGGAUAUUCCAACAAUCAGACCAUGGGAAUGGGUAACGUGGACGCAAACAUGACUGGAUGGAGAAUGUGAACUGUUAGUGGUUGGGCUAUGAAUCAGAAGCUUCAAGAACCCUAGGACUGCCACAUAAUGAAUGACCAAUGCAGCAGCACUGUUUUCUUCCAAGCAGUAAUAUUUUUACUAAUAGAGCUACUUUGCAGUUCUUUUUAUUUUUUUUUACAGGUUUUGGUGUAAAAAAUCUUGAAAUAUUGCCCAAUAUUGGGUAACAUAAUUUGAAGCAUCGGGAUUUGACCUGAUAGUGAAAGGGAGAAAUUUUUGAAAUUUUGACUUGAGUAAAUGUGGCAAAUCAAAGUAAACAUCUAAUGCAAAGCUUCUUUUGAACUUGCUUUGUUACUUUAAAUCCAACUUGGAUCAUUUAAAAAUUCAAAUGGAGCAAGUUGUGUGAUUGUAUACAAUCUUACACUUUGGAUACUAUUUGAUAUGUGGUGAGGUUCAUGGUCUUUUUACAUGCAGACAACCAGAAGCUCAACCACUGUAAUGUUUAAUCUGCUCAGUGUUGUUAUGCUGCAAUAAUGAGCAUUUAGUAAACAUGACUUUGGAAGUUUAUUUUUUACCGUAUUGGCCGGUAUUGUUCCAUGUUCUGUUUGUUUUUUUUUCUUGUCAUCCUGUUUAUUUUUUGUCUCCAUUAUCCUCUAGUCAUGCAGUCAUGGUACUCAGUUGGAUUGAAAUGGGGCAGCUCCUGGCCCAUUCCAUUGCAGGGCUUUCAUCCAGUUGUGACUUCCUUGAAUGCUCUAAUGUUCAAAUUGAGCAGGUGUUGAGAUAUGAGCUGUCACCCAUCCAGUUGUUUCAGUGGAUUCUUCAGUGUUUAGCAUUUGGAUUUCAGCAAAUGUUUUUACCAACAGUUGCUAUGUUAAUUUUUUAAUAUGUCUGGUUCACUUGGAAUUUUAACCUGAUUCAUUUUUUGAUUGUUAGCAAUGUAGUUUUAAAAAGAGAACUGUAUAUUUGUACCUUUCUACAAGAGGUGCUUUUUUGGGUUACUAUUGUUUGACAAAUAAAAUUCAUUGCCUUUGGCACUUCAAUGUGCAGUUUCUGAAAUGUGCACAUUUUGUCAAACAUCUGUGAAAGAUUACUUACUGUACAUUUCUAAUGGUAAAUAUAAUAAAGUGUAAUUUCAGAA
This is a messenger RNA of Hypanus sabinus (Atlantic stingray), 2657 nucleotides long. Its product is annotated as heterogeneous nuclear ribonucleoprotein H3-like. NCBI's taxonomy places the organism in Eukaryota, Metazoa, Chordata, Chondrichthyes, Myliobatiformes, Dasyatidae. The record is from RefSeq and is a predicted model, not a curated record. Gene Ontology annotation, cellular component: nucleoplasm; ribonucleoprotein complex. Bases 173 to 1552 code for a protein of 459 amino acids. Gene Ontology annotation, biological process: regulation of RNA splicing. Gene Ontology annotation, molecular function: RNA binding. The transcript is spliced from 12 exons.